AUGCUGGGUGUGAACAGCAAUGUCGGCAAGAUGAGCUGGAGAAAUAGGUCCGCGCAGUAUUGUUGUGUUAGCGAAGAAGAAAGUUUGGACCGUGCGAGACCAUGGGCGAGACAGGAGCCAUGUAGAAGAGAUCCAUGUCUAGCAGACGGCUGUGGAUAUCAGCCUGGAGCACAGAUGUCGCCUCCUAAUGACAGAGUUGCCACAAGACCUAGUGGUAGCGAAGCGAGGAAGUGCUACACUUGUUCCAAGUAUGGGCACAUAAGUCGCGAUUGUCCGCAGCGGACUACUAGAGUAACUCAGAUCAAGCACAAAGGAUCAGACCCAGAGAAAGAAAAAGAGGUACUAGCAAGGGCUCAGGAUAGUGGUUAUGACGUAGAUAUGCUAGAGAUGAUAGAAGAGUGUGAGUUGAGCCCAGUGUACGAUGCGCAGGACAACAGAAUGGGCUUUCUAGUCAUUAUAGAGGCUGAAUUACUAGAAGUAAACAGCCGUAAAGUCGCCUUCCAUAUUAGCAGAAGGAAGGAGGAUGUGAUAAUCUUGGGUACAAACGCCCUUCAUGAUCUAGGGGUUGAAGUAUCUAUAGGAAAAAAGAUGCUGAUUUCACGAAGAUAG
Molecule: messenger RNA, 609 nt
Organism: Cooperia oncophora
Lineage: Eukaryota; Metazoa; Nematoda; Chromadorea; Rhabditida; Trichostrongylidae
Source: the annotation of a GenBank genome assembly